Molecule: messenger RNA, 1920 nt
Organism: Sorghum bicolor (sorghum)
Lineage: Eukaryota; Viridiplantae; Streptophyta; Magnoliopsida; Poales; Poaceae
Exons: 2
Coding region: 382-1437 (351 amino acids)
Source: RefSeq, a predicted model, not a curated record
AUAAACUGGAGGGGCCGCAGCCCCUGCAGAAAAUUUAUUUAAGAAACUAAGAGUUGACAAGCUUACAAGUUCGUUGCCAUCAUGAUCCCCGAAGCAACGGCCUCCUCAACUCCUAUAGAAAUUAAAGCUGAUCUCGCUCCUCUUCCAAAUCCGAUCGAUCAGCUCAGUAGCUCACACAUACCUAGACCUAGCGUAGCUGAAAUUCUUUGUCCAGUCAAUUCAAGCCGCCAAGCUAAGUAAGAUUACAAGAGCACAAGAAGCUUCCAAAAAACCUCUGAUUAUUACUCUCGCGGCAGGGCAGCGACAUGUCUCCAGUCUCCACGGCGCCGGCCGUCGUCCCCGCCGGCAUGCUCUAGCUAGCUAGCGGCGGGGACGACGACCAUGCCUGUGCUCAACGAGGAUGGAGGAGCCGGCGCCGCCGACGAUUCCGGCAGGCAACGGUGCUCGUGCCUGCCGGCGUUCUGCUGCCUCUGGGGCGCCGGCUCCGCGGGUCUUCGUCCCAACAAUAAGCCCGGCGCCGCGCAGGCGAAGAAGAGACGGCGCCGCAGGCUCAGGUUCAGGCUCAGGCUGUCGUCGUGGCUGGCGUGGCCGCCGUGGUUUCGGAGGAGCGGCAAGGGGGACGCGGGCGGCGGCGACGACAGCAGCGAGAAGAGGAAGAGGCAGAGGAGGUGCGGCGGGAGGCGGUUGUUGCUGCUGCUCACGACGUCGCUGCAGUUCAAGAAGGCGCUCGCGUCCGUCGUCUCCGGGGACAGCACCGCCCUACUGCCAGUGCCAGUGCCAGUGCCAGUGCCGGCCAAGAUGAGCAGUUACGGCGACGCCAAGAAGCAAAGCCGCAACCGCAGGCCACGGCGGCCAACGGUAGACGACGACGCGGCGAGCGGCAGCCGACAACCACCGCAAGCCUCGAACACUGCUGCGACUGCGAGCACCGGAUGUACCACGGCGCAUGCUCGUUCUCGGCCGGAGACGACGACGAGCCACCAGGCGCCGAGCCCUAGACCAACCGACGGGCCCGCCGCUGGUGCCAGCCGCACCUGGCGAGCGCCGUCGUCGAGGCGCCAGCGCCACUCGCUUCGUCAGCCCGGCGACUGCUCCAGCAGCGGCGGCCUGUGGACGGCGGCGACGACGCUGGGCGUGAUCGUGCUCCUCGGCCGCGUCGCCGCCGUGUUCUUCCUAUGCUCGUGCCUGUACGGCGCGCGCUUCGUCCGGUCCUGGGCUGCCGGUGCCAGCGCCAAGGCCCAGCUGAGCAGCGGCGGCGUCGCUGGCGUUACCGUCGGUACUAGUAGCCGGCGCUUCCGUCACCCGGUGGGGGUGGCCGCGGGCGACAAGGCCGUGGCGGAGCUGUGCGCCACGGAGGAGGAGUGCAAGAAGAAGGUGGUCAUGGCAGGGUUGCUCGACAGGGCCGGCAAGACACCAUCGUCGCGCUUUGGUAGGUGAUCAGAUCACAAGAGGACGCUCUGUAAAUGAUGCCAUUUAGUUAGGCUUUGAACGGACAACGUGGUGUGCUUGUGAUGAACUGGUGAUCAUAGGCUGGUAGCAGAGUGUUUUGCUUUUAUGUUUUCCUGUGGUGAAAUUGGCAAUUUGACAUGAAGAGCUGUGUACACGAUUGGAUGUUGCUCAGUCGGCCCAAUUUGGCUGGCAUGGGAUUGUGAGGUCGACAUUUUGUGAUUUCUGGGCACGGGUUUUGGGGUGGAAUUUUUCACCAUACGUCAUAUAUGACACGUGGGUCCAAAUCGUAGCAAUGCAAAAUGUUUUGCUUGUCCUAUCAAAUGAACCGUAGUUUGUAUAAGCUUUGAGAAGACAGAAAAGCUCUUAUGCCGCUCCCAAUAUCUGUAGAGCUCUAGCUUGAACCCAAGUGUCCAGAUAUUGCUGCUAAGGCAAUGAAACACUAUACCACUGUACCAGCAAGUACUUUAACGC